Molecule: messenger RNA, 582 nt
Organism: Osmerus eperlanus (European smelt)
Lineage: Eukaryota; Metazoa; Chordata; Actinopteri; Osmeriformes; Osmeridae
Gene: arl16
Product: ADP-ribosylation factor-like 16
Exons: 5
Coding region: 35-553 (172 amino acids)
Molecular function (GO): GTP binding; GTPase activity
Source: RefSeq, a predicted model, not a curated record
UCAAAGUGUAUUGACCCAUAUUCAUUUUUAUGAAAUGUGCCUGCUGCUUGGAGCCACGGGUGUUGGAAAGACAUUGCUGUUAAAACGUUUACAGAAGCUAUGUUUGCGUGAUGGGUCAUUUGAUUUAGGAGAACCUCCAGUUACUCUGCCCACGGUUGGCACCAACUUAACAGAUUUGACCCUGAAGAGGAAGAGGGUGACUGUGAGGGAGUUGGGAGGUUGCAUGGGACCUAUUUGGCCAAGCUACUUCACUGACUGCUCCUCUGUCAUUUUUAUGGUGGACUCCGCCAACAUCAUCCAGAUAUCCUCCUCCUGUAUUCAGCUCUUGUCUGUUCUCUCUGCUGAGCCACUGCAUAAAGCUUCUGUACUGGUGCUCUUUAACAAGAGGGACCUCCCUUGUACGAUGAGCCUCGUGGAAAUGAAGUCACUUUUCAGGAUGGAUGAUAUCAUCGCUUGUGCCUCUCAGCCAAUAACAACACUUGAGCUUAGUGCUCGCUCUGGCCAAGGACUCCGAGAGGUGCUGAGCUGGCUGGACUCGACCGUUGGAGAGUGACCUUGUGUCAUCACCCUGAUUCUCAGGGA